Molecule: messenger RNA, 1433 nt
Organism: Dendronephthya gigantea
Lineage: Eukaryota; Metazoa; Cnidaria; Anthozoa; Malacalcyonacea; Nephtheidae
Product: kelch-like ECH-associated protein 1
Exons: 1
Coding region: 481-1365 (294 amino acids)
Molecular function (GO): protein binding
Source: RefSeq, a predicted model, not a curated record
CUCACGGAAGACACCUUGGCCACACCGACAAGAUUUUUUUUGGAAACGUUAGAGCGUCUCAGGAUUCGUUGCGAUCACGCAAGCCGUGGUUGUCGAGAAGUGGUCGAUCUUGAAUUUCUCGAUCAGCAUGUCAAAACCUGUGGCUUUUCGCCAACACGUUGUACAAACACGGGCUGUUCUGAAAUCGUCGACCGAAACGAGCAAGAACGACAUGAGAACGAACUUUGUCGCUUUCGUGGGAUUAUCUGUGACGAGUGCGGAGAGGAAGUCAUAUGGAAGUCGAGAGCUGUUCAUAUCUGCUUCAUACGAAAGGAAAUAGAUGAUUUAGUCAACGAAAAAAAGGGUCAAGACGAGUUGAAUCGCAAGUUGAUAGCCGAUAUUGCCCGUCAAAAUGUUGUCAUUGAUGUUCUACGCCGUAGAAACCGAGAAGUUGAAUUUAUUGCAAAGGAAGCGACCGAGAGGUGCGACUUGUUUUCUGGCAUGCGGAAAAUUUACGUCUUCGGAGGGCGUGACGAUAAUCGUAUACCAAUUAAUUCGGUAGAGUCGUUUAGUUGGCCUGAAAACGCCUGGGCAUUGGAACCAGGAAUGAACGUGCCGCGAUCAACGGCUGCAGCAUUUGUUUACCAGGGACAAAUCUUCGUGACUGGUGGACGGAUUGAAUCUUCGGGGUGCGCCGACAGCAUUGAGGAAUUAAACUUCGGGGAAGACAGAAAGGAAUGGGUCGAGUCUGACAUCAAGAUGCCAAUCAAAUGUAACGGUCAUGGAUUGGUUUGCCAUGAAAAUAUCGCGAUUCUCACCGGCGGUCAUGCCGGGGAUAACGUGUCUGAUGAGAUUUACAAAAUAGAACUUACUCCCCCAUACACGACCAGGCUAUUGACCCAGUUGCCAGAGGAAAGAUGUUUCCAUGGUUGUCAGAUUGUUGACAACGAAGUCGUGGUCGCUGGUGGACGGACAUCGUCAUGUCUCGCAGACACUAAAAACACUGUAUAUGCAUACGAUAUUAACAAUAAUGGGUGCAAAACCCUGCCGCCACUGCCAUUUCCUAUCUCUGAUAUGGCUUGUGUUAGUUAUAGAGGUAAUAUAAUUUUGAUUGGAGGUUAUAACGAGAAAGGCGAAACAUUGAACACCGUAUUCAUGUACGAAGUGAAAACAGGUAAAAUUAAGAUGUUACCUUGUCUUAAUCAUAAAAGAUCUGCAUGUACAGCAGUUAUCACUGGUAAUGUAAUCAUUGUUGUCGGCGGAUAUGUUCAUGAAACUAAAACUAAUCUAGAUUCAGUCGAGUGCUUAGAUUUAAGCACCAAUGUAUGGAAAGAAUUAUCUCCAAUGUUAGAGCAGCGUGGUUGCACAACUGCAGUUCUGCACUAAACGUUUAAUGCUGAUGAACAUGACGUAUAGAAACUGAUUAAAUAAUAGUAUAUCAUUAGACAGGUUAA